Molecule: messenger RNA, 1645 nt
Organism: Spea bombifrons (plains spadefoot toad)
Lineage: Eukaryota; Metazoa; Chordata; Amphibia; Anura; Pelobatidae
Product: keratin, type I cytoskeletal 47 kDa-like
Exons: 8
Coding region: 68-1504 (478 amino acids)
Molecular function (GO): structural molecule activity
Source: RefSeq, a predicted model, not a curated record
CUACAUCGAUCUUCAUCCACACUCAACCUUCUUCACUGUCUGUGUCAGUGACAGUCCUGCAAUAAAUAUGACUUCCUAUCGUGCAAGCUCAGUUAAACUCCAAAGCAGCUCCUUCGGGUCAAGCUCCGGUGGUAGCUAUGGAGGCAGCAUUGGUGGUGGCUAUGGAGGCAGCAUUGGUGGUGGCUAUGGAGGCAGCAUUGGUGGUGGCUAUGGAGGCAGCAUUGGUGGUGGCUAUGGAUCCAACGUUAGCAGCGGCUAUGGAGGAGGCUUUGGUGGUGGAGCAAGCAGCGGGUUCUCCGUCAGCUCUAGCAGUGGUUUUGGGGGGGCAUCAGUUAGCAGCGGCUUUGGAGGUUUUUCCGGAAACGACAAACAAACAAUGCAGAACCUGAAUGACCGUCUGGCAUCUUAUCUGGAUAAAGUGAGAGCCUUGGAGGCAGCUAACGGUGAUCUGGAGCUGAAGAUCCGAGAGUGGUACGAGAAGCAGCUUGCUGUGGGUGCCUCUGCAAGUGGCAAAGAUUACAGCAAGUACUUUGAAAUCAUCCAGGAUUUGAGGAACAAGAUUCUUUCUGCCACUAUUGACAACUCCAGAGUUGUUUUGCAAAUUGACAACGCAAGAUUGGCUGCUGACGAUUUCAGGCUGAAGUAUGAGAACGAGCUGGCUCUCCGCCAGAGCGUUGAGUCUGAUAUCAACGGACUCCGCAAAGUCCUGGAUGAGCUGACCCUGACCAGAGGUGACCUGGAGCUCCAGAUUGAGGGCCUGUCCGAAGAGCUGGCUUACCUCAAGAAGAACCACGAAGAGGAGAUAAGCAUUGCAAAGGGCAGUGCCGCUGGCCAAGUGAAUGUAGAAAUGGACGCUGCUCCAGGUGUGGAUCUGACCAAGCUUCUGAAUGAUAUGAGGGCAGAUUACGAAGUCCUGGCUGAAAAGAACCGCAGAGACGCAGAGGCAUGGUUCAACCAAAAGAGCGGUGAACUGAAGAAGGAAAUUUCAGCCGGUGUGCAACAGGUGCAGACAAGCAAGACCGAAAUCUCUGACUUGAGGCGCACUCUUCAAUCCUUGGAAAUUGAGCUCCAGUCUCAACUGGCAAUGAAAAAAUCCCUUGAAGACACUCUUGGCGAGACAGAAUGCAGAUAUGGAGCUCAGCUUCAACAGCUCCAAAUCACCAUAAGCAACCUAGAAGAACAGUUGAUCCAGCUCAGGUCUGACAUGGAAAGACAGAACUUGGAGUAUCAGCGGCUCCUAGACAUCAAGACCCGGCUAGAGAUGGAAAUUGAAACAUACCGCCGGCUGCUGGAGGGAGAGCUGGGCCAAUCCUCCUUCUCCGUUAGCAAGUCCUCAUCCUCCUCAUUGUCUACCAGCAAGGUUUCUACACAGUCAACAACAUCCUCUGUAGACUCAAAGAAAGAUCCAACCAAAACCAGAAAGGUGAAGACCAUUGUUGAGGAAGUCGUAGACGGAAAGGUUGUUUCAUCCAAGGUAGAAGAGAUUGAAGAAAACGUGAACUAAACUUAAAUGAAGAAUCAGAACACAGAAGGGACUGCAUUCUUUCAGAGUCUUCCAAACAACCAUAACCUCAUUUGCAUGGAAGAUUUUUAAAAAAAAUGUGAUUCUUAUCUGUUUCAAUAAAUACAUUUCUGCAACUUUUAA